AUGACUUCCAAGCCUGAAUCAGUCUCUGGCGGAUGUCUGUGCGGCUCCAUCAGAUACAAAUUGACAUUUCCCGAGGGUACUUGGCCAGCGAAUGCAGCCACCUGUCAAUGUACAAUGUGUCGCAAAUGGACUGGAGCGUUGGUCUCUCAUGACCUUCUCAUCCACCCGUCUCAACUUGUCGACGACAUCACCAAGAGCCCAACCUACAAGGAAUACCAAUCAAGCGAAACAGCUGUCCGGUCUUUCUGUUCUCAAUGCGGAAGCGGCCUUACCUGGCGAAUUAUUGGAAUGAACGACAUGAUAGUCCUCAUGACGGGCACCAUUGACGAAGAAGCAUUGAUUGGCAAGAAAAUCGAGGGUAGCGAGCAGGGAACCGAGUUUGGCAUCAAGUUCGAUCGAGAAGGUGGACUUUACAAGGGGCUCUGUACGCCGAACAUGGGUAACUUGUUCUGGAACAAUGUGAUUCCUGGAAUCACUGAUCAUGAUGUGGCAGGGACCAAAUUCUUGCAAUCGUUUCCGCAAGAAUGA
Cladophialophora psammophila CBS 110553 is the source of this 528-nucleotide messenger RNA. RefSeq lists its product as uncharacterized. The record is from RefSeq and is a predicted model, not a curated record. Lineage: Eukaryota; Fungi; Ascomycota; Eurotiomycetes; Chaetothyriales; Herpotrichiellaceae. Gene Ontology annotation, molecular function: carbon-sulfur lyase activity. The transcript is spliced from 2 exons. The coding region runs from base 1 to 528 and encodes 175 amino acids.